Molecule: messenger RNA, 1841 nt
Organism: Dermatophagoides pteronyssinus (European house dust mite)
Lineage: Eukaryota; Metazoa; Arthropoda; Arachnida; Sarcoptiformes; Pyroglyphidae
Product: iris-like
Molecular function (GO): serine-type endopeptidase inhibitor activity
Source: RefSeq, a predicted model, not a curated record
AUUAUCCUCAUCAUCAACAUUGUUUUAUUGUUUUGGUCGAAACAAUAUGAUUGUUGUUGUUGUUGUUAUGAAGAUUACGACGAACGACUAAACGUUUUGAAUCAAAAAAUGAGUUCCAACAACGAAAAAUCAAUAGAUUUGAUUUUAAAUCUAACUAAAAGUUUGCAUAAUUCUGGUACGAAUCUAUUAUUAUGUCCUUAUUCAUUAUUAACAACAUUAUCAAUGCUUAUUGCUGGUAGUCGUGGUAAAACACGUAAUGAAUUAUUAAAGGUUUUAUAUUCUGAAACCAGAUUAUCGAAUGAUGAAGAAAUUCAACAAUUUUUACAAAAAAUUAGUAAAAAACAUCAAGAAUUUAUUGAAACAUAUAAAAAUGUUUGGCAUCAAGCUAGUAUGGUUUAUUGUCGUGAUGAUUUGAAAUUAGAUUCAUCGUUUGUUCAAUCAUUAACAAAAAUGUUUCAAGCACAAACUAAACAAUUGAAUUUUCAUUCAAUUAAAGAUUCUGUACGUAUAAUCAAUGAAGAUGUAUACAAAGAAACCAAAGGUUUUGUUGAAAAUAUUGUCAAUGAUUUGGAUCCGGAAAUUGCUUUGUUACUUAUAGAUGCAAUUCAUUUUAAAGAUAUUUGGGAUAAACAAUUUGAUCAAAACAAAAGUCAUUUACAAUCAUUUCGAUUGAGUGAUGGAAAAACAACAGUAGAAACAUGGAUGAUGCAUCAAACUGCCGUAUUCAAUUAUUAUGAAUAUGAAUCAUUGAAUGUUCGAGCAAUCAGAUUACCAUAUCGAUCGAAUCAACGAUUAGCAAUGUUAAUCAUUUUACCAUCCGAUAAUGGUAGUGUUGAUGAUGAUGAUGGUGUUGGUGGUGGUGGUGGUGAUUCAGCAAUCAAAACUUUAACCAAACAAAUGAAUCAAAAUCAUUUGAAAGCAAUUUUAGAUGGAAUGUUGGCUACUGCACCACAAAAAAUUGAAUUAUCUUUACCACGUUUUAAAAUAUCAUCAACACAUCAACAUUUGAUUGAACAUUUUCGUCAAUCCGGAUUAUGUUUGUUGUUUGAUCAAUGUCAAGCUGAUUUAACUGCAAUGUUAACAAAUGAUGAUGAGGGUAAAAAACAACAACAACAGCAACAACAACAAUGUUCGAAUGUUGUUGAAAAUCCUCGACUUUAUGUAUCGGAAAUAAUGCAAAAAGCAAUGAUCGAAGUGAAUGAACAAGGUACUGAAGCAAUUGCAUUAACCAAAAUAUCCGUACGUAAUAAACGAUCAGCUGAAUUUAUUGAAGAAAUGAUUUGUGAUCGACCAUUUAUGUUUAUGAUUAUUUUAUCCGAUCCAUUGAAUAUAUUGUUUUCGGGAAUACUUGAAAAUCCUUUAUCAUCAUGAUCAUCAUGAGAGUUUGAUUUCCAAACAAACAAACAAGCGACAACCAAAAACUAACCCGUUGAAUUCUUAAAUUUUGCAAUAUGCUUUUUUAGUAGUUAUUAAUGAUUUUCGUAUUUUAAAUUUUCAAAAAAAAUAACAAAUUUUUAAAAACCCAAAAACUUUCCAUCAGAUUUUUCGACAGGACAAAAUGUGGUCAAAUAAGGGUAAUUGACCUUUGGUCGUUUCGAACCUGUUCUUUUUUUUCUAACUUUUGAAUUUCACGAACAAACAAAGGCGGAGUCGUAAAAUCAAUCCUGUCUUUGGGUCAGCAAGAAUUUUGUUUCUGUUUUUCUUUCUUGGUUUGGCUGAACAGCCAACCAACACCAACAGGUUCAUCAAUGAUGAUGAUCAUCAUUCGAUCGAGUAUCGAAAGCGAAAAAAAAAGUGGUAAAAGUGAUUUUCAUCAAAACAAACAAAUCAGAACCAAACAA